CUGGCCGCACGGAGAGGUCAGCUCUGGGCACAAGGUACCAUGACUGUGACUGACAUCCUAGACCAUGGGCUGCGGGGCACUUUGCCCUAAAGUGUCCGAGCUUCAGGAGGAGGGCAUGAACGCCAUCAACCUGCCCCUCAGCCCCAUCCCCUUCGAGCUGGACCCGGAGGACACCAUGCUGGAGGAGAAUGAAGUGCGAACAAUGGUGGAUCCAAACUCGCGCAGCGACCCCAAACUCCAAGAACUGAUGAAGGUAUUAAUUGACUGGAUUAAUGACGUGCUGGUUGGAGAAAGAAUCAUUGUGAAAGACCUGGCUGAAGAUUUAUAUGACGGACAAGUCCUGCAGAAGCUGUUUGAGAAACUGGAGAGUGAGAAGCUGAACGUGGCCGAGGUCACCCAGUCAGAGAUUGCGCAGAAGCAAAAGCUUCAGACUGUCCUGGAGAAGAUCAACGAAACCUUGAAACUUCCUCCCAGAAGCAUCAAGUGGAAUGUGGACUCUGUUCAUGCCAAGAGCCUGGUAGCCAUCCUGCACCUGCUGGUUGCUCUGUCCCAGUAUUUCAGGGCCCCAAUCCGACUGCCAGACCAUGUUUCCAUCCAAGUGGUUGUGGUCCAGAAACGAGAAGGAAUCCUCCAGUCUCGGCAAAUCCAAGAGGAAAUAACUGGUAACACAGAGGCUCUCUCCGGAAGGCAUGAACGUGAUGCCUUCGACACCUUGUUCGACCAUGCACCCGAUAAGCUCAACGUGGUGAAAAAGACUCUCAUCACUUUUGUGAACAAGCACCUGAAUAAACUGAACCUGGAGGUCACAGAACUGGAAACCCAGUUUGCAGAUGGGGUGUACCUGGUGCUACUCAUGGGGCUCCUGGAGGGCUACUUUGUGCCCCUGCACAGCUUCUUCCUGACCCCGGACAGCUUUGAACAGAAGGUCUUAAACGUCUCCUUUGCCUUUGAGCUCAUGCAAGAUGGAGGGUUGGAAAAGCCAAAACCUCGGCCAGAAGACAUCGUCAACUGUGACCUGAAAUCCACGCUGCGAGUGUUGUACAACCUCUUCACCAAGUACCGGAACGUGGACUGAGGGGCAGACCGUACCGUCCUCCGAACCACCUUAACCUGCUUAUUCCUGCCUCCCGCUCUGUGCCAUCCCACAAAGUCCAGCCACAGCCCAGAAAUCAUGGGACCUGAAUUAGGAAGGAAACGAUCGGAAACUCUGGGCUGACCCACACCUCCCAGGCCCUAGGUCGGAGCCAGCAGUGGCCUCGGAAGAUUGUCCCCAUCCUGGUGCUGGAUCCAGAUUUCCCUCCGUGUCACUUGGGAACCAGCUUAGGUCCAGGAGACACCCCCCACCCCCCACCCCCACAGAAGAUGAAAAUAGAGAUAAUAGUUACCAUGUAAUGGGUGUAAACUCUGUGCCAGACAUCACACUAAGUGCUCUGAUGUACUCAAACUUGUUAGUUCUCGUGACUUCCGCCGAAGCAGGUGUUACACACCCCUUUCCCAGAUGAGGAAAAGGCUCAGAGAGGUAAAGAGACUUGCCAGAACUUGGCAUUUGUUUUUCCUCUUUGAACAACAUACAUAUUUGUUAAUAACUAGCCAAUUACAUCAACGUUCUUUGCCUGUCCUAUGGUUGUAUGUGUAUGUGUGCACUCACACCCACAAAGAAGACAGGCGCCCACUGACCUCGCCACUAAGCAGGCCAGGAGGGCUUAGUGAUUCACACUCAAAUUGGCAAAUUUAAUCCAAUUAAUAGUGUAUGUGUGGCAGGAAUCAUGUCCCUCAGCUCCUUUGUACAAAUGAAAAUUACUCUUAAUUCCUUCAGAUUUGUAAUAACCCCAUGCUCUGGUUUCAGGGUGACAUUUGGGAAGGAUUCUGUUUAAAAUUAAUGGAGUGGCACAUUUCACAACCUUUUUGCUUGAUUGCAUGUAAUGGAAGUGCCCCAUAUUUUACUGCAAAAUAAGUACUCAAUUCAUUAUCAUUAGGCAAAUGUAUAAUAUACGCCGGCACCACCGAGAGCUGGGCAUAGACCCACGUGAGCAUGGCUUGGGAAGUAGGGCUCUUCACCAGGGACCCUUGAACUUUAAAGAAAGGAACUCCUCUUUGCCUUCUAAUUGAUCAUUUAGACCAUUCCUGGCUAAGUCUGCCCACAUGCAAUUACCGGCUAAUUCAGGCGAGGAAAAAUGUAAGCCAUUCAGACCCAAGCCGAGCCGUUUCCGUGCGUGGGCUACUGGCGGGCUUAUGGGGACUUGCAUCCCCCCUCUGUGAACCCAGCUUGGAAACACAAGGCUCUAGUUGUCCCAGGCUGCCUGGGCCUGUGCGAAUAAGAAAGGGGCUAAAGUAGGGGUGACUAGGAGGACAGAAGCAUGGGGGGCGGGGGAGUAUUUGCACACUUAACAAUAAGGAAGUACCCUCAGACGAGAGACAGGGCUUGUGGGGUUUACAGUCUUCGUAAACUGGCCAAGGCCUUGGGAUAAUUAGUAACUCUUACUGGUCUAUCUUCAUUGUAGAAUCUUCCCAAAUAUGCCAGAUGGGCCCAGCCUGUGUGCCCGCCUCCAGAAGUCUGUGCCCAUUGCACAAAGCCCUCUUCUAGUCUGAGGAAUUCAUUUUGAUCCCCAUCUACGCCACCCAGAGCUGGGCCUCCCAUAUUGUCCAAAGCAUUUCCUUCCAGCUCCUAAACAUUUCCUCCUCUGCGGUCCAUCUGCAGUGGCUCAGAACCCAUACAAUUUACAGAUAAUACAUAUUCCUUUGGAUAUUGUGCUCUAAGAAAGCAUUGUUAAUCAGCAUAAUGAGCACUUAAGGUGCAAAGACAAUGUACUCUUGUGUCAAUUGAUGUGGAAGGAUACAAUUAUUUUUUACAUAAGUAGUGAAAUGUUAUGUUUUUCAUUAGGAAAUACU
Myotis brandtii (Brandt's bat) is the source of this 2889-nucleotide messenger RNA. It is a transcript of the gene PARVA, whose product is annotated as parvin, alpha. Lineage: Eukaryota; Metazoa; Chordata; Mammalia; Chiroptera; Vespertilionidae. The coding region runs from base 65 to 1075 and encodes 336 amino acids. The record is from RefSeq and is a predicted model, not a curated record. The transcript has 13 exons. Gene Ontology annotation, biological process: cilium assembly; substrate adhesion-dependent cell spreading; establishment or maintenance of cell polarity. Gene Ontology annotation, cellular component: actin cytoskeleton; cytoplasm; focal adhesion. Gene Ontology annotation, molecular function: actin binding.